Messenger RNA from Cuscuta epithymum, 1479 nucleotides. Lineage: Eukaryota; Viridiplantae; Streptophyta; Magnoliopsida; Solanales; Convolvulaceae. The record is from the annotation of a GenBank genome assembly.
CGCGUAUUAACUAACAUACUCCGGGUCUGAUAUACUGAUAUCUUCAUCGCUCCUGAGAGAUAAAUCGUCUCUGAUUGUCCGCCACCGCCACCAACGGCCGACGGCUAUCGGCGAGGAAUAGUUUUCAACCGCCCUCUGAAAAGAUGACUACCCACCAGCCCUACGACGCCUACUACCUCUCUCAACCACUGCCCGUUCCGUACAACACUAGCAGCAGAGCUGAACGCGAUCUGAUUCGAACGGUCUUCGUAUCGGGCCUCCCAGACGACGUCAAAGCUCGUGAAAUUCAUAACCUUUUUAGGCGCCGUCCCGGCUUCGAGUCUUGUCAGCUUAAGUACACCGGCCGCGGAGAUCAGGUUGUUGCAUUUGCCAACUUUGUCGAUCAUCAAUCAGCAAUGGGGGUAUUGCACUCAUUAAACGGUGUGAAGUUCGAUCCUCAAACAGGAUCCACUUUGCAUAUUGAACUUGCCAGAUCAAAUUCCAGGAGGACAAAAAGACCAAGGAGCGGGCCCUAUGUUGUUAUUGACAACAGAUCUAAAUCUAACAAAUUUCGGAAAGGCACCUCAAGCGAUGAAGACCCAAAUGAUAGUGAUUCUGAUGACCCAUCAAGGCCUAAUGAUCCUGAUUCUCACAACAAGGAUGAUUCACCCGAAAAGAGUGGCGAGAAAGUGGGCAACGGUGACAAUGUUUUAGCUGCACAAAAUGAACAGGCAGAAAAGACAGGAGAUGGUACACAACCAUGUUCCACUUUAUUUAUUGCCAAUCUUGGUCCUGACUGCACAGAAGAUGAACUGAAGCAAAUUCUGUCUCAGUACCCUGGUUUCAACACCCUGAAGGUUCGUGCUAGAGGUGGAAUGCCGGUUGCUUUUGCAGAUUUUGAGGGUGUUGACAAAGCAACAGAUGUCAUGAACGCACUUCAAGGAACCACAUUGCCAUCAUCAGACCGGGGUGGCAUGCAUAUAGAAUAUGCUAGAUCUAAAAUGAGGAAGCCUUGAAACUCACUUUGGGGAAAAGCUAAUAUUUUGAAGGCCAGUAGCUGCAACUUUAAGGCUUUAAACAUCAUGACUUUGUGGGUCAGUGAAUCUCCAAGCCUUUCCUUUCUCUAUCACAGCUGGAAGAUGGAACUACUUGCCUAGCCAGUUCACUCUAUACAAUGAUGGUUUCAAUAUCAGUACAAUUAGUUUAUGUCUAGGUAGUCUUAUCAGGCUUAUUUCACUUAUGCAACUUUUUAAUCUUGAUAAUAAUGCACAAUUUAACUGGUUUGUCAUGAGUUGAGGGAGACUUCUUGUCUGUGAGACUGUGAAUGUUAUAGACAACACUGAGACUCUCAAAAUAAGGUCAUACAAGUAUACAACUCGUAAUUACUCUCUCGAAUGUGAAAGGUGUGUUCUUUGGAGCCAAUGAUUAAUCUGGCGAAGUCAAUUAUCCAGUAGUGUUUACGAAAAAUAGUGAUUCUUUUUUGUGAAUGACCUUCAAACG